AUGGAUGUCGAUUAUGAAAGCCAAGUUGAUGAAGCCAUUCCUAAAGCCAAUGCCAUAGCGGCGAAGGGAGAUGUUGCUGGAGCACUGGACUCGCUUGCAAACUUGGAGAAGUUGUCUCGACUGGGAUCCGAUAUGAAGAGUAAUACAAGGAUUGUACAGCACAUGGUGAAAUUGUGCUUCGAGGGGAAGAAGUGGGACCUGCUGAACGAUACUAUCCUGACGCUGUCCAAGAAACGACUCAUCAUCAAAAUGGCCAUCGCUAAAAUGGUCCGCGAUGCUUGUGAAAUGGUGGAGAAAAUGCCAAACGAAGAGCUGAAAAUGAAACUCGUCGAUACCCUCCGUACAGUCACUGCUGGAAAGGUUAGUGCUGUUGCUCGAUUUUUUUUCUUAUUAUACACAUAGUG
Cylicostephanus goldi is the source of this 404-nucleotide messenger RNA. Lineage: Eukaryota; Metazoa; Nematoda; Chromadorea; Rhabditida; Strongylidae. The record is from the annotation of a GenBank genome assembly.